This is a messenger RNA of Aspergillus japonicus CBS 114.51, 1266 nucleotides long. RefSeq lists its product as uncharacterized. The transcript has a single exon. The record is from RefSeq and is a predicted model, not a curated record. Gene Ontology annotation, biological process: protein phosphorylation. Lineage: Eukaryota; Fungi; Ascomycota; Eurotiomycetes; Eurotiales; Aspergillaceae. Bases 1 to 1266 code for a protein of 421 amino acids. Gene Ontology annotation, molecular function: ATP binding; protein kinase activity.
AUGGUGAGCGUGGGCUACGAUGGCGGAGACGAGAAGGCACACGUGACCACCGCCUGCAAGGGUCGCCGAUGCGUCGUGCGGAUCUCCGAGGACUACUUCUACAAAUCGCCGAUCACGCUGGAGACGUACAGGGAAGUGACACAGACGAUGUUCGAUGCAGACGAGGACCGCGCCACGUGUGACCACGCGGCGGAUCAGCUGUACCGGUGGGCGCUGCGCCCAUUCGAGGACUGGAUGAAGCGGCUGGAGCAGCCCACCUACGCGGGCCCGUUUCCGACGCUGGCGCACUACCUGGACCCGCCGGAGCACCGGUGGAAGCUGUACGUGGUCGAGGAGGUGCCCGAGCCGUUCCUGGACUACGACGUGCCGCCGCGGCGGGAUCAGCAGUUGGGCGUGUGGCUGCCGCGCUACGAGCUGCAUCCGGACUGGCGGCUAUUCAAGCCGGAAGAGAUUCUAGCUUCUCCGGCGGACGAUGACGAGGAAGAGCUUGAAAAGCCCCCCACGAUGGUCUGGCCGCGCAGCAGCACCGUGGCUGGCGAUAUGCCCAUGUGCUACUUUAAGCCCCUGCAGCGCUGGCGGUGGCAGCACGCCGUGCGCGAGAUGGAGACGUAUAAGGCCUUGCACGAGGUGGAAAACCUCGACGACUUGCGCGUGCCGCGGGUUUGUGGCGUGGUGAUGGGGGACAGAAAGGGCUCGUACCUCGGGCUGCUGAUCUCGUAUGUGGAGAACGCGGGGACGUUGGAAUCGCUCGUUGGGCCGGAGAUGCCGCUAGACUAUCGGCGGGAUUUUCUAGUCCAGUUGACCGAGACGCUAGAUCUUCUGCACGAGCUGGGGUUGACGUGGGGCGAUGCGCGCCCGUCAAAUGUAUUGAUCGAUCCUAACGAUGGCGCGUGGGUUGUGGACUUUGGCGGCGCGCAUGACGAAUCGCGUAUUGGCGAUUGGGUCAGCAAAAGACAUUUGCAUACGCCGUUGGGAGACCGCGAAGGCUUGUACAAUAUCACGCGCAUGUUGAUGGCGGGUAUAGUAGAUAUGCCGUCCUUGCCGUUGGAUGAUGAUGCAACCACCGAUGAAGAAGUGGGUGAUAAUGAUGAAGACACUGAUGAGGAUGAGGAUGAGGAUGAUGAGGAUGAGGAAGAAGGACUGGAAGAAUUGGACGGAGUGAGGAAGUCUGAAGACCUAGAACAGCUAGAUGGAUUGGCAAAAUUCGAUGAAUUGGCAAACGACGACCAUUCAAUAGCAUGUGACCCUCACCCGGGAGUUGAAUAA